Humulus lupulus (European hop) is the source of this 2301-nucleotide messenger RNA. RefSeq names its product probable indole-3-acetic acid-amido synthetase GH3.6. The record is from RefSeq and is a predicted model, not a curated record. Gene Ontology annotation, molecular function: acid-amino acid ligase activity. Gene Ontology annotation, cellular component: cytoplasm. The coding region runs from base 158 to 1930 and encodes 590 amino acids. Lineage: Eukaryota; Viridiplantae; Streptophyta; Magnoliopsida; Rosales; Cannabaceae. The transcript is spliced from 3 exons.
AACGCUUUUGUUGAAAGUUGAUUUUAUAAACUUUGCUGCUGACUCGGAAGCGACCAACCUCCCGAGUUACGAGUUACGACUCACGACGGCCGCUGCUAGCCUGUACAGGAAGCGCAAGGUUAUAUCCUGCGCACCCUUUUAGCUCGGUUAGCGAAAGAUGGCCGAUGACGAAAACCUCCUGAAAAAGCUCGAGGACUCGACUAGGAAUGCCACGCGCCACCAACUGGAAACACUCCAGUCCAUACUCGAACACCAGGGCGGCGUACGUUAUUUCCAGCACCUCCUGCAAAGCUACAAUUCGCCUGUCGACGUUGCCACCUUCCGCCGCGUCGUACCGUUAUCAACUUACGAGGACUACUUAAACGACGUCAAUCGGCUGGCCGAUGGCCCUCACGAUCAUGAUCGUGAUCAACCUCUUCUGUCCGUCGAUCCUCUCAUCUGCUUCUUUUAUAGCUCUGGUACUAGCUCGAUGAAACCCAAAUUGAUUCCUUACUAUGAUUCACAUCUUUCAAAAUCGGCCUCGUAUAUUGCUCAUCAGGGCAGUGCUGCAAUCCUUAGAAGAUUGUUUCCUCCAAGGCCCUCAGUCAAUAAAUUUAUAGGCUUUAUUUAUGCUGAUAAUGUCACAACUACAAAACUUGGUUUUAAGGUGAUGGCUGCUUCUGCUUUCCCUUUUCGGAAUAAUAGUAGUAAUGCUGCCAGUUGGGCUCAUUUUGCCUCAAUUUCGAGUCCUAAGGAAGUCAUUCUUGGAUCCAAUGUUGAGCACCAAAUGUAUUGCCAUCUUCUAUGUGGACUUAGGAACUCCGACCUUAUUGAUAGCAUUCGUGCUCCCUAUGCCAUAGGCUUGAUCCGGGCAUUUUCACUCUUGGAAUCCAAGUGGACGCAACUAUGCGAUGAUCUCGAAAAUGGAUUCUUGAGUUCAGAAAUUUCUGAUGUUGCAAUGAGGGAUUCUGUUAUUGAGGUUCUUGGUGGUCCUCAAUUGGAACUUUCCAAGAGAGUUAAAGCAAUAUGCCAAGAAAAGAAUUGGGGUGGUAUUGUGAGGAAGUUAUGGCCAAAUAUAAGAUUUGUCAAGUGUGUUACCACUGGAAGCAUGAAGCAGUAUUAUCCAAAACUUAAGCACUUUGCAGGAGAGACACCUCUGUUAGGUGGUGACUACUUUGCUUCAGAAUGCUGUAUAGGUAUUAAUUUGAAUAUUACACAACCUCCAGAUACAACCCGAUUUGUCUUGCUUCCUACUGCAGCCUACUUUGAGUUUCUUCCAUUUGAUUUCAAUCAAAUCAGUUCUGUUUGCGAACAAACUGUUGAUAUUUCUGAUGUUGAAGUAGGGAAAAUGUAUGAAGUGAUUGUGACUACUUACAGAGGAUUUUAUAGAUAUCGUUUGGGUGAUAUAGUGAGAGUUGUUGGUUUCUACAACUCAUCUCCAGAAGUUGAGUUUGUAAUGAGGGUACCUAAGUCUCAAUUCGACAUUAUAACCGAAAGGGACUUGAUGUCUGCAAUUGAAAUUUGUCAACUUGUGAUGAAAAAUAAAAAUGCAUUGGGACCAGAAAUCACAGAGUUUUCAAGCUUCUUAGACUUGGAGCUAAACCCGAAGCAGUUGAAAGUACUAGUUGAAGUUGGAGAGGAACGCAUGUUUGUGGAGGAGAAGUUGGAGGAGUCACUUAUUGUUCUUAGGGAGGUUUGCUCUAUACUUGAGGAUAACUUGGGAAGUCUUUACAGGGUUAAGCGAGAUAAAGGCGAAGUAGGUUCUUUGUUGCUAACCGUUGUAAAGCCUGGUAGCUAUGCUAAGCUGUCACAGGUAGCCAUUGAGAAUGGGAUAUCAGCUAGUCAGUAUAAACCGCCAAAGAUAAUACAACGCCAUGAAGUUGCAGGUUUUCUUGAAAGAUUUGGUCUUGUUACUGUGAGUUUGGACUCGGUUGAACAAGGGAGAAGUUGAGCCAUGGAAACUGAAACAUGCUAAAAUGGGUCCUGUGUUUCUUCUUUCUUCAUCUGAUCAACAAAUCCUUAAUAAUCAGAUAAUAAACAGUCCGAACCCAAGAGCCCCCACCACCUGUGCUACAAGUGGUGGCCUGGUGGGUGCCUCUUCUCUCAUUGGAAUUGAGUUCAUGGAAAUUUCAUAAUUACAAUAAAUGGCCACAAGCAUGAUAUGAUAUAUUAUGUGAUUAUGUCAAAUAUGUAUUAGGAGGUUCGAGUUCUAGACUUCUACUUUAUAGUUGUAAUAUUUUCAUAAUUACAAUAAAAUAAAUGUAAUUUUCAUAGAAAAUCAUGUGUUGUUGUUAUACUAAGAUAUAGGAUGAAAGUCAAUAA